AGGCGGGAACUGGCGGAGAAGGGAGGAGAGUGGAACUGAGAGUUCAUGGCGGCAGCAACAGGAUUCGUAUAAAGCCUCCCGUGUUAGCAAGCCGAAACCAGUACUGUACUACUAGCAGAGUAACAGGAAUAGUUAGUCUUUCAGAUUCGAGCAUGGACUACCCUUACCUGAACCAGUCGACCUUCGAGGGCAGCUGUUCUCUCUCUGGUGUUGACCCGGGGUUUUCCUCCUGUCAACACCCUUGCUCCUAUUCCGACUUUGCUUCCUGCGGUCAGAUGCCUCAGGUACCUAACCGAUAUGGCUUACCAAUACCACCUCGUUCCUUCACGGCUCCUCCAGGUGCUGCUUUGCCGACCUCUUCCUGUAGCAUGAUGGGCCGACCUCGGCCGGACUGCGUGACUCAAGCACAAGCUCCCUCCGUCUUUUCCUCCACGAUGGGACUCCAGAGUUACCCCCGGUCCUUCCCAACGGCAGGCCUAACUUAUAAGGUGUAUCCCGGGCACGAAGGCGUGUUGACCGAGAAGCGGAAGCAACGCCGUAUCCGUACUACCUUCACGAGCGCUCAGCUAAAGGAGCUGGAACGGGCCUUUCAGGAAACGCAUUACCCAGACAUUUACACCCGUGAAGAGAUUGCGAUGAAAACAGACCUCACGGAGGCUAGGGUUCAG
This is a messenger RNA of Limulus polyphemus (Atlantic horseshoe crab), 668 nucleotides long. RefSeq names its product paired mesoderm homeobox protein 2B-like. NCBI's taxonomy places the organism in Eukaryota, Metazoa, Arthropoda, Merostomata, Xiphosura, Limulidae. The transcript is spliced from 2 exons. The record is from RefSeq and is a predicted model, not a curated record. The annotation marks the transcript as partial. Gene Ontology annotation, molecular function: RNA polymerase II transcription regulatory region sequence-specific DNA binding; DNA-binding transcription factor activity, RNA polymerase II-specific. Gene Ontology annotation, biological process: regulation of transcription by RNA polymerase II.